AUGCAGUCCCGCCCGCUGCGGGCGAAAUUCGGCUCGGUGCUGGGCCCUGGCGACCGCACGGAGGAUGUGCUGCAGGAGGAGAAGCAGAGGCUGCAGGAGCACAAGAUGGCGGUUGUGCAGUGGCACCGUCAGAUGCUCGCUCAGGCGACGCCUGAAACAAAUCGACCCGAAGCUGGCAUGCGACGAGCGCGCUUGGACCUCCAAGAGGCUAUCGAGGACUCGGACGAUCUCCUGCUGCGCUGCGCGCUGCGGGGCUUGUAA
Molecule: messenger RNA, 261 nt
Organism: Effrenium voratum
Lineage: Eukaryota; Dinophyceae; Suessiales; Symbiodiniaceae
Source: the annotation of a GenBank genome assembly